Messenger RNA from Setaria italica (foxtail millet), 1357 nucleotides. RefSeq lists its product as uncharacterized. Bases 1 to 1272 code for a protein of 423 amino acids. The record is from RefSeq and is a predicted model, not a curated record. Lineage: Eukaryota; Viridiplantae; Streptophyta; Magnoliopsida; Poales; Poaceae. The transcript is spliced from 5 exons.
AUGGAUCGGUUGCUUGCUGCUUAUGAUGCGGAUGUGGCAAAGCUACUUGCUGAUUAUGAUGAUGGUCUUGCUUCGUAUGAGUCUCAAUUUACUACAUACUGGACAUGGGUUGAUGAGGAUGCUCGAGCUACUUCUAUUCUUGUUGCUAGCAUGGAGGACAGGAUUUCGGCUAAUAUUGUUGAGCUUAAUUUUGCACAUCAGAUGUGGACUUUUUUUCAUACGCGUUAUGAGCCCACUGGUCAGUCUACUUUUCUUGCAGCCAUUCGUCAGGAGCAGCUUGUUCGACAGGGUGAUGGUACAGUUGAUGAUUUCUAUGGUCAGAAAUCUGCUAUUCGGCGCCAGGUUGACACUCUUGGUCCUCAGUUGUCACCUAGCACUUGUCAGUCCUGCCUAGAGCUGGCAUCUUAUCGUGAUGCUCUUCCUCAUCCGGAAUGGCAGCACGCUAUGGUUAAGGAGAUUGCCGCUCUUGAGCGCACUCACACAUGGGAUCUUGUUCCUCGUCCUGCACAUGUGUGCCCUAUUACAUGUAAGUGGUUGGAGCAUGGUCGCGACUAUGACAAGACUUUUGCUCCUGUUGCUCACAUGACCACUGUUCGCACUCUUCUUGUUGUGGCCUCUGUUCGUGAGUGGUCCAUCUUUCAGCUUGAUGUCAAUAAUGCCUUUCUUAAUGGUGAGCUGCGUGAGGAGGUUUAUAUGCAGCCGCCGCCUGGGUAUUCUGUUCCUGAGGGUAUGGUUUGUCAUGAUCCUCAAUAUGUUGCUUUUGUCAAGGCUUGUCUCAACGAGCAGUUUCUUAUGUCUGAUCUUGAUCCUCUUCGUUUCUUUCUUGGGAUUGAGGUUUCUUCUACAUCUGAGGGCUUCUAUCUGUCUCAAGAAAACUCCUUACAUCUCCAGGCAUAUUGUGAUGCUACAUGGGCUAGUGAUCCCUCUGAUCGUCGAUGUCUUUCUACCUAUUGUAUUUUUCUUGGUGGUUCCCUUAUUGCUUGGAAGACUAAGAAGCAAGUAGCAAUUUCUCGUUCGAGUGCUGAGGCUGAGUUGCGUGCUAUGGCGCUUGUGACGGCAGAGGUGACUUGGUUACAGUGGUUGCUUGAGGAUUUUGGUGUUUCAGUUUCUGUGCCGACUUCUUUUUUGUUUGACAGUGUAGGAGCUAUCAGUAUUGCCCGUGAUCCGAUGAAGCAUGAGCUUACUAAGUAUAUUGGUGUGGAUGUUUCUUAUACACGAUCACAGGUUCAGGAUGAGGUUAUUGUUCUUCAGUACGUGCCUUCAGAGUUGUAGCCGGCUGAUUUCUUUACAAAGGCGCAGAUCCAUGUUCAGCACGGAUUUUAUCUCUCUAAACUCAGUGUUUUGACCCACCGUGAGU